Molecule: messenger RNA, 8008 nt
Organism: Oncorhynchus keta (chum salmon)
Lineage: Eukaryota; Metazoa; Chordata; Actinopteri; Salmoniformes; Salmonidae
Product: dynein axonemal heavy chain 6-like
Biological process (GO): microtubule-based movement
Cellular component (GO): dynein complex
Molecular function (GO): dynein intermediate chain binding; dynein light intermediate chain binding; minus-end-directed microtubule motor activity
Source: RefSeq, a predicted model, not a curated record
GUGGGCCUGGCUAAAGGUCUGAAGGCGCGUGGUAACGUAGAGGACUGGCUGGGUAAAGUAGAGGAGGCCAUGUUCUCUUCCCUCCGCCGCCUCAGCAAGGCCUCCAUCGCUGACUACCAGAGUAAAGAACGAGAGGAGUGGGUGGUGGCUGGACACCCCUCACAGGUGGUGUUAACCAUCAGUCAGUUGAUGUGGUGCAGAGACCUGGACGGCUGUCUGGAGGGAGACCACGACCACUUCAUGGCCCUGCAGGACUUUGAAUAUGUCAACAUUGAUAGGCUGAAUGCCCUAGCAGCCCUGGUUCGAGGCCAACUCCCCACCCUGCACCGUAACAUCAUCACAGCUCUCAUCACCGUAGACGUGCACGCCAGGGACAUUGUCACAGACCUCGUGGCCCGGAAGGUUGACUCCAGCAGUAACUUUGAGUGGCAGAGGCAGCUGCGUUACUACUGGGACUUGGACCUAGAUAACUGUGUCGCCAGGAUGGCUCUGUCCACCUACAUCUAUGGAUAUGAAUACCUGGGGGCCUGCCCUCGCCUCGUCAUCACCCCACUCACGGAUCGUUGCUACCUGUGUCUGAUGGGGGCUCUUCAGUUAGACCUUGGUGCUCCAGCAGGCCCAGCUGGAACAGGGAAGACGGAGACCACUAAGGACCUGGCCAAGGCUCUGUCCAUCCAGUGUGUCGUCUUCAACUGUUCUGAUGGACUGGACUACAAGAUGAUGGGGAAGUUCUUCAGUGGUCUGGCCCAAUCAGGGGCCUGGUGUUGUUUUGAUGAGUUUAACCGCAUCGACAUCGAGGUGCUGUCUGUCAUCGCCCAGCAACUCAUUACUAUCCGCAAUGCCAAGAUGGCCAAGCUGUCCAGGUUCAUGUUUGAGGGCAGAGAGAUCAAGCUGGUGAUGACAUGUGCUGCCUUCAUCACUAUGAACCCGGGCUACGCUGGACGCACUGAGCUCCCUGACAACCUCAAAGCCCUGUUCAGACCCAUAGCCAUGAUGGUGCCCAACUAUGCCCUGAUCGCUGAGGUGAUCCUCUACUCUGAGGGUUUUGAGUCCAGUAAGACUCUGGCCCGUAAGAUGACCCAGAUGUACAAGCUGUGUUCUGAGCAGCUCUCCCAACAGGACCACUACGACUUCGGCAUGAGGGCCGUCAAGUCUGUCCUCGUCAUGGCAGGCUCUCUGAAGAGAGAGAACCCCCACCUGAGUGAAGACGUGGUUCUGAUCAGGGCUCUGACUGACUCCAAUCUGCCCAAGUUCCUCACAGACUGAUGCUGACCCGCCCAUGGCAUCAUGUCUGACCUGUUCCCUGGCGUGUCCAUCCCUGAACAUGACUACGGUGUUCUCCAAACCACCAUCCUGGAGUCUCUAGUGAAACGCAACCUGCAGCCCCUACCGAGCAUGACGCACAAGGUGAUCCAGCUGUAUGAGACCAUGAUAGUACGUCAUGGUGUGAUGUUGGUGGGUCCUACAGGUGGAGGGAAGACCACGGUCUACUCCAUCCUGUCUGAUACCUUAGAUACCCUGUGGCAGGCUGGCCACGGGAAACACAACCCCUUCUACCUCCCGGUCAAGACAUACGUCCUCAACCCCAAGUCUGUCACCAUGGGAGAGCUCUACGGAGAGGUGAACAUAUUGACCCUGGAGUGGCGUGACGGCCUGAUGGCGCUCAGCGUGCGAGCGGCCUGCAACGACACCAGCGAUGACCACAAGUGGAUCGUGUCGGACGGUCCGGUGGACGCGCUGUGGAUUGAGAACAUGAACACGGUCCUGGACGACAACAAGAUGCUGUGUCUGGCCAACAGCGAACGCAUCAAACUGACCCCGUCUAUACACAUGGUGUUUGAGGUCCAGGACUUAUCGGUGGCGUCCCCAGCCACAGUGAGUCGCUGUGGGAUGGUCUACAUCGACUCUAACGAACUCAAAUGGAUGCCCUAUGUCCAGACCUGGAUCACUGGCCUGGCUAAAAAGCUCCCUGAAGCAGUGUGUGUGUACCUGUUGGCGUUGUUUGAGCAGUACGUGGAGAAGGGUCUUCAGUUUGUGUGGAAGCGCUGUGUCCAGGCCAUGGGCCAGGUGGACAUCAGUAAGGUCACUACCCUCUGCUGCCUGUUGGAGGCGCUGCUGCUGGGAGACGGAAGACCAGACCUCAAGAUGGAAGCUAAGCACCUGAACAGUGUGUUGUGUCAGGCGUUUGUGUUCUGCUACCUGUGGUCUGUGGGGGGUAACCUGACUGACAGCCACUGGGAUGCCUUCGACAGCUUCGUCAGACAACAGUUUGAAGACAAUAAUGACGCCAAGCUGCCCAGCUCGGGGGACCUGUGGAGUGUGUUCAUGGACUUCAACCACAAGCGUCUGGAGCCGUGGGAGAGGAUCAUCCCCUCCUUUAGGUACAACAAGGAACUGCCCUUCUUUGAGAUGCUGGUUCCCACCACCGACACGGUGCGUUAUGGCUACCUGAUGGAGAAGCUGCUGUCUGUAGGACACUCUGUUCUCUUCACCGGCAUCACCGGAGUAGGAAAGUCUGUGGUGGCCCGUGGUCUUCUGAACAGUGUCCAGGAGAAGGGAGGCUAUGUUCCCGUCUAUAUCAACUUCUCAGCCCAGACCACCUCGGCCAGAACACAGGAGAUGAUCGAGUCCAAACUGGAGAAGAAGAGGAAGAACAUUCUGGGUGCUCCUGGUAACAGAAAGAUAGUGAUCUUUGUGGAUGAUCUGAACAUGCCUAAAUUGGACACCUACGGCUCCCAGCCUCCAAUAGAACUGCUCAGACAGUUCCAGGACUUCCACGGCUUCUACGACCGAGAGAAGUUCUUCUGGAAGGAGAUCCAGACAGACGACAGACAACCAUGUCAAGACAGCACCCAGAGUAGUCACACAAGACAUGACCAUCCGGCCUGCGCUCCGCCUGGAGGGGGCCGUAACCCGGUGACCCCUCGUUUCAUCCGCCACUUCAGCAUGUUGUGUCUGCCCACUCCCUCCGAACACAGCCUCAAACAGAUCUUCAAUGCCAUCCUCAGUGGUUUCCUCAGUGAGUUCCCCCAGGCGGUGAGGUCUUCAGCAGGCAGCAUCGUAGACGCAGCAGUAGAGAUCUACCACCGCAUGUCUGUGGACCUCCUGCCUACACCAGCCAAGUCCCACUACGUCUUCAACCUCAGGGACCUCUCCAAGUGUGUCCAGGGUAUGUUGCAGUGUGAGCCAGGCACGGUGAGGGAUCAGACUGGGAUAUUCCGUCUGUUCUGUCACGAGUGUCAGAGAGUGUUCCACGACCGCCUCAUCAACAACGAAGACAAAACCUACUUCAACACCAUCGUCUCUGAGAUGGCCAGCAAAUAUUUUGGCUUCAAUUUAGAACCCAAUUACUUUGUGACCAAACCCAUCAUAUUUGGAGAUUUCAUCAAGGUGGGUGCAGAGAAGGCAGAUUAUUCCCUGUAUGAGGACCUAACAGAGCCAGAUAAGAUCAGGGCUGUGCUCCAGGACUACCUGGAUGACUACAACAUGACCUUCUCCAAGGAGACCAAGCUGGUGUUCUUCCAGGACGCUGUAGAACACGUCUCCAGGAUAGCGCGUAUGAUCCGCCAGGAGCGCGGUAACGCCCUAUUGGUGGGCGUGGGGGGCACGGGGAAACAGUCACUGACGCGGCUGGCGGCCCACAUGUGCGGCAUGCGCUGCUUCCAGAUAGAACUGAGCCGAGGAUACAACUACGACAGCUUCCACGAAGACCUGAGACGACUGUUCAAGAUGGCUGGGGUGGAGGGCAAGGACAUGGUGUUCCUCUUCACUGACACACAGAUCGUGGUGGAGGAGUUCCUAGAGGACAUUAACAACAUGUUGAACAGUGGAGAGGUGCCCAACCUGUUUGAGAAGGAUGAUCUGGAGCAGGUCCUGGCUGCCACACGGCCCAGAGCCAAGGAGGCCGGCAUCAACGAGGGAAACCGAGACGAGGUGUUCCAGUUCUUCAUCUCUCGGGUCAGAGAGAAGCUGCACAUUGUGUUGUGUAUGAGUCCUGUAGGAGAUGCCUUCAGGUCCCGCUGUCGUAUGUUCCCCUCUCUGGUCAACUGCUGCACCAUCGACUGGUUUGUACAGUGGCCCCGUGAGGCCCUCCUCUCCGUGUCCCAGACCUUCUUCCAGAACGUGGAGUUUGGCAGUGAGGAGAUGAAGGAUCGUUUCAGUGAGAUGUGCGUGGAGAUCCACGUCAGUGUGACAGACAUGGCCGAGAGGUUCUACUCUGAGCUGAGACGACGCUACUACACUACCCCCACCUCUUACCUGGAACUGAUUAACCUCUACCUGGCCAUGUUGGGGGAGAAGAGACAGCAACUAGUGGCUGCUCGUGACAGGGUAAAGAAUGGUCUGACUAAGCUGUUGGAGACCAACGUAUUGGUGGAUAAGAUGAAGGUAGACCUGUCAGCUCUGGAGCCUGUCCUCAAACAAAAGUCUAUAGACGUCAACGCCCUCAUGGGGAAACUAGCCGUGGACCAGGAGAGCGCCGACAAGGUGCGUAAAGUGGUGAAGGAGGAUGAGGCCCUGGCCAAGGUGAAGGCUGAGGACACCCAGGCCAUAGCAGCAGACGCCCAGAGGGAUCUAGACGAGGCUCUGCCCGCUCUGGAAGGUGCCAACAAGGCCCUGGACUCACUGGACAAGGCAGACAUCUCAGAGAUCAGGGUCUUCACCAAACCACCUGACAUGGUUAUGACUGUCAUGGAGGCCGUCUGCAUCCUGCUGGGCAGCAAACCAGACUGGUCCAGUGCCAAGCAGGUGCUGGGUGACUCCUACUUCCUCAGGAAGCUGAUGGAAUAUGACAAGGAAAACAUUAAGCCCCAGAUCCUCCAGAAGCUUCAGAAGUACGUGAACAACCCGGACUUUGUCCCUGAGAAGGUGGAAAAGGUGUCCAAGGCCUGCAAGUCCAUGUGUAUGUGGGUCCGGGCCAUGGACCUCUACUCCAGAGUCCUCAAGGAGGUCGGACCCAAGAAAGAAAGACUGGCAGCCGCACAGACGGAGCUGAACGCUACCAUGGCAACCCUGAAGGAGAAGCAGGCCCAGCUACAGGAAGUACAGAACAAGAUUAAGAUCCUCCAGGACCAGUUUGACCAGAGCAUCGCAGAGAAGGAGGGUCUGGCUAAGACCAUGGCUCUGACCGAGGCGAGGCUGGGCCGUGCAGGGAAGCUGACAGCAGCUCUGGGGGACGAGCAGGUUCGCUGGCAGGAGAGCAUCGAACUGUUUGAACAGGAGAUCCAUAACGUGGUGGGAAACGUCUUCAUCGCUGCAGCCUGUGUGGCGUACUACGGAGCCUUCACAAUGCACUAUAGACAACUGCUGAUAGACCAGUGGAUUGUGCGAUGUCAGGAGUUGGGCAUCCCCAUCAGUGCCAGCUUCAGCCUCAUCAACAUCCUGGGCGACCCCUAUGAGAUCCGCCUGUGGAACGCCGAGGGGUUGCCCCGGGACACCGUUUCCACUGAGAAUGGAAUCCUGGUUACCCGUGGACGCCGCUGGCCACUCAUGAUCGACCCUCAGGAUCAGGCCAACCGCUGGAUCCGUUCCAAGGAGACCAAGAACGGUCUGAAGGUGAUCAAGCUGACCGACUCUGGUUUCCUGCGAACCCUGGAGAACGCCAUCCGCAUGGGCAUGCCCGUACUGCUGGAGGAGCUGAAGGAGACUGUGGACCCGGCUCUGGAGCCCAUCCUGCUGAAGCAGACGUUUGUGGCGGGCGGCCGCACCCUCAUCCGCCUCGGAGACUCCGACAUUGACUACAACAAGAAAUUCAGGUUCUACAUGACCACCAAGAGCCAACCACACUACCUGCCUGAGGUGUGUAUCAAAGUGACCAUCAUCAACUUCACUGUGACCAAGUCUGGUCUGGAGGACCAGCUUCUCAGUGACGUGGUUCGUCUGGAGCGUCCUGACCUGGAGGAACAGAGGAACCAGCUGAUUGUGAGGAUUAACGCCGACCGCAACCAGCUGAAGGCCAUCGAGGACCGCAUCCUCAAACUGCUCUUCAACUCCAAGGGAAACAUCCUGGACAAUGAGGAGCUGGUGCAGACCCUGCAGGAGUCAAAGGUGACGUCAGAGGCCAUUAAGCAUCGUUUGGAGGAGGCCGAGGCGACAGAGCUGAUGAUCAACGCAGCCAGGGAGCGCUACCGGCCCGUGGCCACACGAGGCUCCGUCAUGUACUUUGUCAUCGCCAGCCUCUCUGAGAUAGACCCCAUGUACCAGUUCUCCCUCAAGUACUUCAAGCAGCUCUUUAACUACACCAUAGAGAUAUCAGAGAAGAGCAGUGUUCUGGAAGAGCGCCUGCAGAUCCUCCUGGACCAGACCCUGCUCACCAGCUACACCAACAUAUCCCGUGGCCUGUUUGAGCAGCACAAGACCAUCUACAGCUUCAUGCUUUGUGUGGACAUCAUGCGUCAGCAUGGCGAGGUCACUGACGCAGAGUGGCAGCACUUCCUGCGGAGCGCCCCACUUGACAAGGAUCAUCCAGAGAGGCCUGAGGUGCCAUGGCUGUCAGAGUUUACCUGGCAGACAUGCUGUGAGCUGGAGGACACUCUGCCCUGCUUCAACGGCAUCAAGGAGAUCACCGCCACACCCAUCUCUAUAAAACUAGGUCGUCUGGAAGUGUGUUUCAACCCAGAGAACUGGCAGGGCUACGUGUCUGACUCCCAGCUGCCUCCCUACUCAGAGGAGAUGUCUGAAGAAGAGAAGGAAAAGGCAAACGGGGUCAGGGGUCACUGGGAUCAGAGACUGGGGGCCUUCCAGAAACUGGUGCUCAUCAAGAGCUUCAUGGAGGAGAAGGUGGUGUUUGCGGUGACAGAGUUUGUGAUCGUGAGCCUGGGGAAACAGUUUGUAGAGAACCCUCCUGUUGACCUGGCCACUCUCUACGGUGACAUGUCUCCCUCCACCCCCCUGGUCUUCAUCCUCAGUACCGGAUCAGACCCCAUGGGAGCCUUCCAACGCUUCGCCAAGGAGAGGGGAUACCUGGACAGGGUGAGGUCUAUCUCUCUAGGUCAGGGUCAGGGUCCUAUAGCUGAGAAGAUGAUUCUGGAAGCUCUGAAGAGCGGUAACUGGAUCUUCCUCCAGAACUGUCACCUGGCUGUGUCCUGGAUGUUAGCCAUGGAGGAACUUAUCAAGACCUUCACUGAGCCGGACACGGUGAUCCAUGAGAACUUCAGGUUGUUCCUGAGCUCCAUGCCCACCAGACACCCUGUCACCGUCCUCCAGAACUCUGUCAAGGAGAGGAAGAAGUUUGGUCCUCUGGGUUGGAACAUCCGUUAUGAGUUCAACGACAGCGACAGAGAGUGUGCCCUGCUCAACCAGAACCUCUACUGUCAGACUGGUCACAUACCCUGGGAUGCUCUCAUCUACAUCACUGGGGAGAUAACCUACGGAGGCAGGGUGACUGAUGCCUGGGACCAGCGCUGUCUCCGCACCAUCCUCAAACGGUUCUUCUCUCCUGUCACCCUGGACCCAGGGUACACCUUCUCCACCUCAGACUACCCUGAGAUCUUUGGUAUGCACGAGAACGCCAACCUCGCCUUCCAGGUACAGCCUCGGGGCCAGCCCGCGGGGCGGGGGCAAGAGCAACGACGAGAUCGGGCCCACGAGCUGGCCGACACCAUCCUCGCUAAGAUCCCGGAGUGUCUGGAUAUGGAUGAGGCAGCAGAGGCUCUGUUUAUUCGUGACGCCAACGGACGCCUCAAGUAACUCCUCACCACCGUCCUCGGACAGGAAGUAGACCGCUUUAACAGCCUGCUGCGGGUCCUCAGGGUGUCUCUGUGUACCCUCCAGAAGGCUAUAGCAGGGCUGGUGGUGAUGUCAGAGGAGAUGGAGAGGAUCUACACCAGUUUCCUCAACAACCAGGUUCCAAACCACUGGAGCACCUCAGCCUACCCCUCCCUCAAACCCCUGGCCAGCUGGGUUAAAGACCUGGCCCUCAGGACCUCGUUUGUGUAGAACUGGAUCACUCGGGGUCAGCCCAAAUCCUUCUGGAUCUCUGGACUAUUCUUCCCUCAGGGCUUCCUCACUG